Molecule: messenger RNA, 1055 nt
Organism: Eutrema salsugineum
Lineage: Eukaryota; Viridiplantae; Streptophyta; Magnoliopsida; Brassicales; Brassicaceae
Product: proliferating cell nuclear antigen 2
Exons: 4
Coding region: 98-889 (263 amino acids)
Biological process (GO): regulation of DNA replication; translesion synthesis; leading strand elongation
Cellular component (GO): PCNA complex
Molecular function (GO): DNA polymerase processivity factor activity; DNA binding
Source: RefSeq, a predicted model, not a curated record
UCAAGGCGUAUUACAUCGAUUCCCGCGAACACCAUUUCGCAAAUCUUCCUUCGAACGCUGACCAAUUUUCAACAAUUCCCCAGGAGAGAAGAAGAAGAUGUUGGAGCUUCGGUUAGUUCAAGGCUCUCUGCUAAAGAAGGUUCUAGAAUCAGUCAAGGAUCUGGUGAACGAUGCGAACUUCGACUGCUCGAGCACAGGGUUCUCGCUCCAGGCCAUGGACUCGAGCCACGUGGCGCUGGUUUCUCUUCUCCUGAGAUCCGAAGGAUUCGAGCACUACAGGUGCGAUAGGAACCUCUCCAUGGGGAUGAAUCUGGGAAACAUGUCCAAGAUGCUCAAAUGUGCUGGAAAUGAUGACAUCAUCACCAUCAAGGCCGACGAUGGAAGCGAUACCGUCACUUUCAUGUUCGAGAGCCCAACGCAAGACAAGAUUGCAGACUUUGAGAUGAAACUGAUGGAUAUUGACAGUGAGCAUUUAGGAAUCCCUGACGCUGAGUACCACUCAAUUGUGAGAAUGCCCUCUGGUGAAUUUUCCAGGAUAUGCAAAGAUCUCAGUACCAUUGGUGACACAGUUGUGAUCUCUGUGACGAAAGAAGGGGUGAAGUUUUCAACAGCAGGUGAUAUCGGGACAGCGAACAUUGUACUGAGGCAGAACACUACUGUAGACAAACCGGAAGAUGCAAUUGUGAUAGAGAUGAAUGAGCCUGUGUCACUUUCAUUCGCGUUGAGGUACAUGAAUUCCUUCACAAAGGCGACUCCUUUGUCUGAAACCGUGACAAUCAGUUUGUCCUCGGAGUUACCUGUCGUUGUAGAGUACAAGGUGGCUGAGAUGGGUUACAUUCGAUACUAUUUGGCGCCUAAGAUCGAAGAAGAAGAAGACGCUAAUGCCUAACACAUUUGUUUCUGGCUAGUGAUGAUGAAUGUCUUUACUUUGUAGAAUCUUUGUUUAAGAUGUCUAUCUAGAUUUACAUGUUUGGAUUUACUAUGUGUGCUAGAUUUAGCUGUUUUUUUUUUUGGGAUUUACUAUGGGUAAUGCUAGAUAACCAAGUUUGGCUUGA